AUGAAACGUCGAAGGGUGGGGUUUGUCACUAUCAAAACUCUGUUUAGACAGUAUACCAGCGAGUAUGUUCCGCGAAACUUUGAAGACACAUGUGAUGUAAAGGACAUCUUCAUGUGUGAGGCAUGUCUUUUGUGCCUUUCGACAAUGAAAGAGCUGCGAGAGCACUCGGAUGCAUGCUUGUAUCGGUAUUGGAUUCCAGGUGAUGAAAUUUGCCGUUGUUCUAAGAAGCGUUGUGUUGUCUUUGAAAUUGAUGGACGAAAGCCCGCUUCCGUUUCAUAUACGCGACGAAUAGCGCAAAUUGCGAAAUUUUUUCUGGAGGAAAAAACCACGGUGGAUGAUUUGCACUUCUUUUCAUUCAUUGUGUUGUUUGAAGUGGAUGAUUAUGGUUAUCAUUUCGCAGGUUAUUUUAGCAGGGAAUGGAAGAGAAGUGUAACUUGUGAUAAUUCACUUUCUUGUGUGAUGGUCUUGCCGCCGUAUCGCUCUAACGGGUAUGGGGUUUUUCUUAUUGAAAUUUCAUACGAAAUGGGAAGAAUAGAAGGGGCCCCUGGUACCCCUGAGAGACCUUUGAGUAGAACAGGAAAAUGCGUUUUUAGGCGAAUCUGGCGAGAGGAGCUUUUACGUGCGUUGCACUCCUUGAUCGAAAAGG
This is a messenger RNA of Trypanosoma grayi, 646 nucleotides long. RefSeq names its product putative acetyltransferase. Gene Ontology annotation, molecular function: histone acetyltransferase activity. The annotation marks the transcript as partial. NCBI's taxonomy places the organism in Eukaryota, Euglenozoa, Kinetoplastea, Trypanosomatida, Trypanosomatidae. The record is from RefSeq and is a predicted model, not a curated record. Gene Ontology annotation, biological process: regulation of DNA-templated transcription. The transcript has a single exon.